Messenger RNA from Paramuricea clavata, 3934 nucleotides. The record is from the annotation of a GenBank genome assembly. Lineage: Eukaryota; Metazoa; Cnidaria; Anthozoa; Malacalcyonacea; Plexauridae.
GAAUAUAAAAGCAAACACAACUAUAUUCACAUCAUAUUUUAAGUGCACCAACUCAUAAUAUAGAGGAGUCACCCAAUCAUCUAACUUGUAAUACCCAAUCAUCGAUACUCAACUUUAUAUGUUUUUAUAUGCUUUUAAGCAAAAAAAAUACAAGAAAUUGUCAUUAGUAAGAUAACCUCACUCUGAAUUUCAUUUUUCUAUAGGUAUCGACACAGCGAAAUUUUUCCUGCCUUGGCAUAGAUGGAUGUUGUUACAGUACGAAAAUCUGAUUCGUCAAGUCGAUUGCAAACUGACAGUACCGUAUUGGGACUGGUCACUGGUUUCAGCUGAGCCGUUUAACAAUGAAUUCUGGAACGAUACUUUGUACAGUUUUGGCGGGAACGGCGCAGGAGAUCCUCCUUGCGUGAAUACAGGUCAGUUGGUCGAAAUUAGGUUAGUGCAUGCAUUUCAUUCAUGGACCCGGAAAACGUUUGAGCGGCCGAUAUACAAAAGGUCUCAUUCAAUCUUCAAACAAUAAAUAGAUUUACGAGUAGACACAUCGAAAACUGUUCAUUGUACAAGCAUGCAAUAAUAAACCAAAUCUCAACUGUCAAUUUCAUAUUAAACUAAUAUUAAUAAUAUUUCAACAUUAAUAUGAUAACCAAAUUUCUUUUUAGCAGUGAAAAUGAAGCAAUCUGAUUGGUUGAGGAGCCUUUCAGAGCGGACCAGUUUUUUGCAUCCGGCCCGCUCUGAAACGCAAAUGCACGCUGUGAAAUGCAACUGUCCGCUCUGGUUUUCGCGUCAAAAGUGAAACUAUUUUAAACUAAAAAUCUGCCCAAAAUUUUGAAAAACGUAGCCUAAUGAUAGUCCAAUACGAAAAUGAAUUCUUACGAAAGCCUUAGGACAUACUAAGCACGAUGUACACCAGAAUUGACAUUAUUUUGGAAACGCCUCGCCUUUCGGCUCGGACCGUUUUCAAGACCUCCGGCACAGUUUUUCUCAUCCGGACCUCGCAACCGGUAAAUAACACAUAUAUAUUAUACUGAAGCAAGCAGGUCUGCAAGUUUCCCGAUAUUUUAAGUAUAAUCUGCCAGACAAAACACUGUGUUUAAGCAAACCCACCUAUAAAUUGUAAUAGUACGUUUUUAUCUAAUUUACAGGACCAUUUAGCGCCAAUUCGGGCUGGAAAUUACCCCAAAGUGCUGGAGGAAAGUGUCUACAUAGAGUAUUUCUCACUGGAUUUCCCGGAGUAGUUCCAGACGUUGUCGCAGUUGCAAGGGUUUUAGCUAAAGAAGCAUCCGAAUUUACAAAUUUCGAACUGAUGAUUCGAGCGAAUUUGAAUAAUAUUAUAUUUUUUGCGGUCGGCGGUACGAUGCUUUCCAUCGACAACGCGAUGGCUCCCGAAUUCGUUCCUACACACGCUUUCACAGAUAGGAUUUGGGCACAGUGGCAAGAGAAGAGCACCGAGCAUCUUCUCCCGCCGUUUUUCCUCACGCAAAAUGACACAAUUCCGGGUACAAAUUUACGGCCGAGAGAGGUACUAAGAAAUGAUAGAUUACCCGGUGAUGUUCGAGUCAAGUAUGCGGCGCCUGACCUCGGGAACUGGACACGAAUUAUACAAGCUCUGAAUGAAAUCGCAGGUGGGUUAUGUAAUCACGGAUAGGCUAAAUUUGUAAUCGUACGUUUGAUUCUGGACCAAAUAAAUUACCAUUAAUAUUUAUACGUCUGUUGAGAAAGCACACCUUAAAAUGAUAUAAAUAUGUUAUGGCAUAUCUUGAGGUGUGUUCAUGAAACACAAUCUAGCUAAGAUGUGUUCCUUACCCUCAAUUAACUGGUUGGUGGAACAGUGGUACGUUGUUGAGCAUAUUGCGGUUUCUAAAACAAAGUCGCCAGUAACAAAUUAGCUCCCAAUUUGAUUGUAUACACUUUGGUAUAUAAAAGGGUGUGAAUUAAACAAGUCACGUAUUAUCAGCACUGACGAAGAUCCGGGCUUACGGAUCAAAAGCUUGGCAGUAAUAAAUGGUAAUACAUUUGCGUGGUAUUUCCACAAACAAAAAGUAUUAUAUCUGGUUUCUCUUGUAAUUAACACUAUAGUCAGACUAAUCAGGGGUUACCUUUGCUGGAACUAUAGGAAUAGACAUAAAAGGAGUAUGAAUUAAAGUUUCUUUAGUUUGGUUUUCAUCUAUAGUAAAAACUGGACCAACAAAACCUCUAAGACCACCUCUGUACAAUUUAAAAUAGUUUAGAACACAGGAUUUUGUAAAGACUGCAUUUUCCGGACAAAGGCUUUUAAAGACCUGUCAGAAUAUUUUAAAUACGUUUCAAAGACCUUUGACAGCAAUUGCGAUUGUUAGCGCGUUAUUUUUUACUUAGUAAUUGAUCCAAUAAUUUCACAUACUGAAAUGUUUCGACCUUUGUGAAAAUCGGGCUGCAUGCAAUUGAUUACUAGCUAGGGAAUUAUUACUUUAAAUUAUUAGGUGGAGAAUCGUAAAUAUAAAAAACAGAGGCGUAUCCACGGGGGUCUAUAUAAUCCCUCCCCCCACACUUCUCCUCAGAGCCAAUUUCGCAAUUCUUUCAAAACUAAGAAGAAACCUGGGGGUGUAACCUCUUAGUGUUUUCAUUUAUAACCUAAAAUACACCAAAUCUGUAUGGCUUUGAGAUUAUCAUGAAACGUGUCUAAGAUGCAUGAAAUUAUAGCGUUUCGCAGCCAUAAAUAUGGACAAUUUUCUGGGAGACCAUGCCUCCAGACGGUCGAAUGAUUAGACACCACAUUAUUAAAGAUGAUUUUUGGUAAUAAAGACUUUCUUGGCUUUUUUGUACAAUUCAAAGACGUUUCAAAGAUUUUAAACAUCAAAUUUAAAGAAUUUUAUUAACAGCUAUUCAGAAUGUAGUUUUUAAAAGGAUAGUUGUUACGGGAGGAAAAACAGUUUAAAACUGAUAUGGCUAUCAAUUAUAGAAACAAGUAGUUUAGAUAUAUUACACUUUGCUUCUAACUACAGGAUCAAUAAUGGAUUACCCUUACUGGACCACAUGCAACAUUGAACAGUUGAAGUAUGUGAGAGCUAUUCAGUAUCUUAAGCACAUUUAUAUAUGCUUAUAUUCUUACCUUUUUCGAUUUUCAGAAACGAAUCCAAAUGAAUUGAACAAGCUUCCACGAAUGGAAUCAGCCAAAUUGAACGCGACCAUGUUCGGCGUUGGUGAAGAGGAGGGGCAACGAGCGACAGAAAUGCAGAAAGAGCUGACAACUGAAGUCAAGGUUGAUCCUUCACAGCUCACUGGAAUGGAAAAAAUGAUGGGAGUGAAGGUGAAAGACAUUACUGAACUUAUGCAGAAAACUAACACUACCAGAUGAGAUUGUAUACUUAAAGAUAUACAACUAAUUGUUUGUUUUGUGGUCAUUCGGCAUUUGUCAAAUAUAUUGAGACUUUUGGCAAAUAUGACAAAUAUAUUGAUAUUUCUUCAUUGGAAGUGCUGACGUAUGGUAUUUCUGCACGCGUUAGUUUGUUUUCACAAAGUGAACGCGCGAAUGUCAUAGCAAAUGAGCGAGUGACUUUGUGAAAAUAAAGGUACGAAAGUACGAAAAUACAAUACAAAAGCACUUCCCAUUAGCAAAUUUGUUUAUACUAUGGGUACUGAGUAUUUCUUCCAUUUAAGUAAUCGAUAUCAGAACAAUCAUCACCUAUGAUAUGUUUAUCUUUGCCUUUCGAAAAAUAGCCAUAUAUAUUGCAGAGAACAAUUUACAAUUACACAAAUUCAUAAUUCAUAAAAUAGCCAUAUAUAUGUACUUUACAAUAAAAUAACUUAUUUAACAUAAUGUAUGCAUGCACAACCUUUUGUGGAAAAGAUGCAUUUUAUUAUAACAACAUUAAAUAAAAAUCGACAUCAAGCGACAAAAUAGAGUUUAUAAUCAGUUCCAGGCGAAAUAAACGAGGUCAGACAAAGGGCGGUAAAUUUU